AUGUGGUCCCAAGGGGCGGUAUCAGCGACUGUGAACAGUCGCGGUAACAGGAACGAUGAGCAAGAAAGCGACGGCUACGAAGUCAUUUUGCUUACGCUGCCAUCAGGUCGUAGUGUUUCAAAUACUUUAUUUUUGCAUGCGGAUGUGAAAGCCAGGCCCUACCGAGUAGAACAUUUCCGGGAUACGCUGGCACGUCUGGCGCUGCUCCCCAAGGUGAUAGCCUUGGGGGCGUACCAGAUGAGUCAUGUCUGGGCAGUGACAUUUAAGAGUACGGAAGGGAUGAGGAAAGCAUUGGCCUGCGGUGAAAUGAAAGUGAAAAGCCAGCGAUGUAUUGUCAUCAACCCAGGGAAUCAAGAUGUACACAGGCUGGACGCCUGUGUACGUCUGAAGCUUCACUGGCUCUUGUUCAAUGUGCCAGAUGAAGACGUGCGCGUAGCGCUGGCCCCGUAUGGGAAGGUGACAGACAUCUCGACGGAGAAGUGGAGGGUUCAAGGAAUUCAGGACAAAGGGUCGACGACACGCUUGGUGCGUCUGAAACUCCACAGUGGCACCAAGGUCGAAGACCUUCCGCACCAGCUACGCGUCGCCGGAGAGAUGGCUCUUCUGGUCGCUCCGGGAAGAUCACCACUGUGUCUGCUCUGUCACAGCAAGGGCCACAUUCGGCGAGAGUGUCGCGUUCCACGUUGCAGUCAUUGCCGUCGCUUCGGCCAUGAAGGAAGUGAGUGCGUGAAGACCUACGCAAGUGUCACUGGGCCGACUGGAGAAGACACCACAGAACUCGUCAUGGACGAGGCUGAUGCCGAGGAAGCCGCGAGCGGAGUGCUGCCGAAGGACGAGGGGCGUGAAGCGGCAAAGCUAACUCCGCUCUCGAAGAACAAAGAAAGUCAGAAGGAGGAGGGAUACCUAAGAGAAACAAUGUCUGCAGGCGCCGACACAGGCCGUCUCGAAAGGCAAGACCAUGUCGCCACGCAGUCACCGUCUGGUCGAGAGCAGGAAGUUAUGGACGUGAACGGGGGAGCAAGCGGCGCCACGGUCUCCAAGCGGGGUCAUGACGCAUUGCUGGACACGGGUGAGGUCCCGAACGCGGCCGACUUGGAGGAACCACCGUCCAAGGCGGUGACCUUUCGUCGGGCCAAGUUCAAGCCAAGGCCGAACAUACCACCGGAUCGAACGGCGGCGGAGCCGCAGCCUAAACUCUAUGAUCACGAAGACAGCGAGUGUGCCCAAACAUACGCCAGUGUGGCCGGGCCUGUGGCUGGCGACCAUCUCACGGAGCACAUAAUGGACCAAGCUGAUGCAGAAGGAGCAGUGGAAAGCAGAAAUCGGGGUCCCGUAUUCACGCCCCUUUCUAAGGGCCCGAAGGACGAAGGAAGCGAAGCGGCUCAGGCUGAACAAACGGGUCAACAGACCAACAGCGUGAGCUCUAUACCGCGGGACGAAAGCGACAACGAAAAUAAGCAAGGUAUUGGGUCGUCGACUGGACAACCUGAAGAUAUGGACGUCACAAGAGCGGGGACAAGCGCAAAGCGAACGCUUGAAGAUGUCAGCAACGAGGACGCAGAACUGGAGAGGACAACAGGAGGUGAGCCGGCAGCGAAAGCGGCAACGCUCAGGCGACCCAGCUUGAGGUUCAAGCCGAUCAUCGCUGCGGGCACACGUCCGCCGCCGAAGCCACCCUCGUAG
Messenger RNA from Rhipicephalus sanguineus (brown dog tick), 1683 nucleotides. RefSeq lists its product as uncharacterized. Gene Ontology annotation, molecular function: nucleic acid binding; zinc ion binding. The transcript is spliced from 3 exons. Lineage: Eukaryota; Metazoa; Arthropoda; Arachnida; Ixodida; Ixodidae. The record is from RefSeq and is a predicted model, not a curated record. Bases 1 to 1683 code for a protein of 560 amino acids.